Messenger RNA from Copidosoma floridanum, 3985 nucleotides. It is a transcript of the gene alpha-Man-IIa, whose product is annotated as alpha-mannosidase 2. NCBI's taxonomy places the organism in Eukaryota, Metazoa, Arthropoda, Insecta, Hymenoptera, Encyrtidae. The record is from RefSeq and is a predicted model, not a curated record. Gene Ontology annotation, cellular component: Golgi membrane. Gene Ontology annotation, molecular function: carbohydrate binding; alpha-mannosidase activity. Gene Ontology annotation, biological process: mannose metabolic process; protein deglycosylation; N-glycan processing.
UACUUUAUACCUGUAUAUUUUAUUUGGUUAAAACUAAAACUAACGGAGUUGCGUUCUGCUUCCGCAUAAGUAACUAAACUAAACACACCUAAAACUCACCAGUCGAUGUGUCGGUGCCUGAGCAGCCUGAACCCUGACAGCUCGACUGCGAGAGAGAAAUCCCAAUUGAUUUGUGAGAGAAUCCUAAGAAGUUGGUAUACUUAAGUACUUAUAGUUCAUCGAAGACCGAAGAUACGAAAAUUGGAAAAACCUAGAAUCUCAGCCUCGGCCCUACUUAAGUACAAUGGGUCAUAGAUUUCACAGUGCCUUUUCGAACGUGACAUUCGUCUCCCACCUUUGCUGCCACGGCCGCCGAAUCUCUACCAUAUCUGCCUGAGAUUAUCAACUAUUAACAUUACUUGUUUCUAAUACCUAUUGUUGUCUUGUGGCACUAGUCGUUUUCGAAUGAUUCGUAUUUCAUGCUCUCUCUACAAAGUACUGCGUAAGUGCAAGUAAAGCUAAUUAGAAUUAGCUAAGGAGGCCGAAGAAGAAGGUACUAUGAAGGCAAAGAAAUUGUUUGCUGCUCUUGGAGCAGGCCUGCUUGUGGCCUGCUGCAUCAUGAUUUACCUGAUACUCGAUGUCACUUUUCUUCCCCAAAAUCGUGGCACAAAGACUAAUUUUCAGGACAAUCAAUGGUUGCAUUUUGAAAAUCGAUUAUUGGAACUGGAAAACAAGUUUAAAAAUCAUCACCACGAGGCAGCUUCUCAAGUGAAGAAAAAGCGAAAUGGAGAAACUGCAGAGCUAGAUGAUAGUACUGGUUUACAUAUGAAGUCUGGCGAACCCUCAGAGUGCACCGUGAAUUUCAGACAGUUACCAGAAGUUGAUAUUCAAAUGCUGGAUAUUUACAACCAGUUGAAAUUUGACAAUCCAGAUGGUGGAUCGUGGAAACAAGGUUGGGAUAUCAGAUAUAACGAAAGAGAAUGGUCCUCUAAAGAUAAGCUGCAGGUCUUUGUGGUGCCACACUCUCACAAUGAUCCGGGAUGGUUGAAUACUUUUGAAAAAUAUUACUCAUACCAAACGCAAGGAGUACUUGACAAUAUGGUACAUAAGUUAGCUAGCGAUAGUAGAAAGAAAUUUAUUUGGGCAGAAAUCUCAUACCUUAAACUUUGGUGGGACGAUCAAUCUCAAGCUACUCGUGAAACAGUUAAGCAACUUGUGCACGACGGUCAAUUGGAAAUAGUUGCUGGGGGCUACGUUAUGCCUGAUGAAGCAGUAUCCCACUGGAUGGCUCAGCUUACACAAUUAACCGAGGGACAUCAAUGGCUGAAAGCAAAUUUGGAUUACAUACCCAAGACCGGCUGGGCCAUAGAUCCCUUUGGACUCUCUCCCACGAUGCCGUAUCUCUUAAAAAAAGCUGGUCUGGAGAACACCCUUAUCCAGAGGGUUCAUUACUCUGUGAAGAAAAAGUUGGCACAAGACAAGCACUUGGAAUUCCGUUGGCGGCAGCUGUGGGAUAAUGACGGCUCUAGCGAAAUAUUCACGCACAUGAUGCCCUUCUACAGUUACGACAUCCCGCACUCUUGCGGCCCAGAUCCCAAGAUCUGCUGCCAGUUCGACUUUUACCGGCUGCCAAGCUUUGGCUUCAGCUGUCCCUGGAAGAUACCUCCCAAGGCCAUCUCAAAGUCCAACGUUGGUAAACGUGCAGCCGUGCUACUCGAACAGUAUCGAAAAAAGUCCGAGCUGUAUAGGUCGAACGUUGUGCUGGCGCCGCUGGGCGACGACUUCCGCUAUUCCCAUGUCACCGAGUGGGACGCUCAAUUCAACAAUUACCAAAAGUUGUUCGAUUACAUGAACAGUGACCGACAAAUGAACGUGCACAUACAGUUCGGUACGUUGAAAGAUUACUUCGAGGCGGUGAGGCGCCAGGAGGACGUAAAUUCGUACCCCAGCCUGAGUGGUGAUUUUUUUACGUACUCCGAUCGUGACGAUAAUUACUGGAGCGGUUACUAUACCUCGAGGCCGUUUCACAAGCGCUUGGAUAGGGUUUUGCUGGGAGCGCUCAGAGGCUCGGAGUUGAUGGCUACGAUAGCCUGGAUGCAGGGUAACGAUCUGCUCCAGGAGAGAAUGGCUGCAAGGCUAGACGUGGCCAGACGCUGGCAUUCGCUUUUCCAGCAUCACGACGGAGUCACUGGCACUGCCAGAGAUCACGUUGUUGUCGAUUAUGCGCAAAAGAUGAUUGUCGCACUCAAUAACUCGGCUCAUAUUCUUCAGCAAUCGAUCAUGCAUCUAAUGAGGACUCCGCAAAAGGCGGCCCUCGAUCUUGAUGAUACUUACCUGUCUUUGGAUAAGACUAGGUCUUAUCACACAAGUCCGGGAGACAAGUAUGUUAUUUCACUUGGCAGUGACAUUCCUCUAAAAAAAGUUUUGUUUUACAACUCACUUCCAAGAUCGCGAACGAGAGUCGAGAGCGUGUACGUGUCGACACCGUACGUCCGAGUUACGGAUAGAACGGGCCGGCCGAUCACGUGUCAGAUCUCGCCGGUCUGGGUCAGCCCAGCAGCUAUGUCUGCAGCGAGAUACGAAUUGUCUUUUCUAGUCACUAUACCUGCUUUUGGCGUCACCACAUACGUAGUUCAUUCCUUGCACGGACAAAAUUUGCCAGAGGAAUGCCAUCUGGCAAAUGUAACGGUAUACAACACAGCCAUCCCAUUAUCAGUGGUACCUGGUUUCGACGCCGUACAAACAUUCCCACGCAUGCAAGAAUUCUCCAUCAGCCAGCGACCCGAGUUGUCCGCGUCCUUUGGUAACCAAGGCUUGCUCAAGGCUCUGCGAAUUGAUGAAAUGACGCAUCCAGUGCGCUUGGAGUUUGUCAAGUACGGAACGCGAGGGGUCGGUCAGGACCGAAGUGGAGCCUACCUGUUUCUGCCCGACAAGCCCGAGCCUGAUCCAGUUUUUGACAACAACCACAAUCGCAUUGUUCAUCUGAUCACGGGACCCAUUUUUUCUCGAGUUUUUACGGAUUUGCCCCACGUCAAGCACAUAUGUACUCUUUACAAUUCACCGGGUAGCGAUGGACUGGGCUUGCACAUUACAAACGAAGUUGACGUUACUGAAACACAAAACUUUGAACUGGCCAUGAGAAUCAAUACCAACAUUGCUUCGGGAGACGUGUUUUACACCGACUUGAAUGGUUUGAACAUGAUUAAAAGACAAAGGUUCUCGAAAAUUCCAACGCAAGGUAAUUUCUACCCUCUGGCAGCAGCUGGCUACAUUUCAGACGACGAUUUGAGAAUGACCAUAGUAACUGGACAACCUUUGGGAGCUUCUUCUAUGUCUUCUGGACAGUUUGAAAUCAUACAAGAUCGAAAAUUAAUGCAAGACGACAAUCGGGGCUUGAGCCAGGGUGUAACAGACAACUUGUUGACUUUCCAUCAAUUCACUUUAAUCCUUGAAAAACGCCAAAAAAAUUGCGCGCACUCUGAGACACCGUCUGAACAUCCGGCGGGACUUUUGUCUCUCGCUGGACAUUUAUCUUUGGAUGAUAUGCUUCAUCCAAUAACUGGUUUGCAUCCACGACAAAUGGCUCCGUUAAAUCUCAAUCCGAACUAUUCGGCGCUCGGUACCAACUUUCCAGUAGACUUGAGUGUCGUCAGUCUACGCGUUAUUGAUAUUCCCGACGGCGCGGGCAAAGGUGUAGGUUUAGUGUUGCAUCGUCAGGGGUUGAGUCUCUGCUGGGGCGAUAAAAGCUUGCAGCAACGCUUCCCGGUCUCGAAAACUGGUGAUAUUGAUCUAAGUAAGUUUAUUGUAUCCAUGCAAGAUUGGACCAUUAGCAAGACGCCGCUCACGUUCACAAAAGUCGAAUCCUCGUUGCAGUCGCCGAUGGUAAGCUUGUGCCCACAUGAGCUACUCUCAUUGUUGUUUUACAAAUCUUAAGGUGCAAAGAAGCAUAAGAUCUUUAUCAUGUUUACACAUAGUAUUAAAGUUUAACAUUUUUUUUUUUUUUUUU